Molecule: messenger RNA, 9215 nt
Organism: Xiphophorus hellerii (green swordtail)
Lineage: Eukaryota; Metazoa; Chordata; Actinopteri; Cyprinodontiformes; Poeciliidae
Product: potassium voltage-gated channel subfamily C member 1-like
Exons: 6
Coding region: 24-1925 (633 amino acids)
Biological process (GO): action potential; protein homooligomerization; potassium ion transmembrane transport
Cellular component (GO): voltage-gated potassium channel complex; presynaptic membrane; postsynaptic membrane
Molecular function (GO): delayed rectifier potassium channel activity; protein binding
Source: RefSeq, a predicted model, not a curated record
CCGAAGCAUGCCCCAGGGCAGCCAUGACUUGCUCGGCUUCAGACAGCGAGAAGAUUGUGAUAAACUGCGGCGGGAUCCGACACGAAACCUACCGGAGCACUUUGAAGACAUUGCCCGGGACGCGUUUGUCUUGGCUGACCGAGCCCGAUGCCUUCAGCAACUUCGAUUACGACCCUAAGUCGGACGAAUUCUUUUUCGAUCGCCAUCCAGCUACCUUCGCUUUCAUCCUAAAUUACUACCGCACGGGUAAGCUCCAUUGUCCGAACGAUGUCUGUGGACCAUUAUUUGAAGAGGAGCUCGCCUUUUGGGGCAUUGAUGAGACUGACGUGGAGGCGUGCUGCUGGAUGAACUACAGGCAGCACCGCGACGCAGAGGAAGCCUUGGACAGCUUUGAGACUCCGGAGCCAGACGUACCUGAGGAUGACCCGGCGCUCACCGGCGGAGUGGAUGGAGACCUAAAGCGGCUUUGCAUGCAGGAGGACGGCCGCAAAGCGACUUGGUGGGAAGUAUGGCAGCCCAGAAUGUGGGCGCUGUUCGAGGACCCUUACUCCUCCAAAUACGCCCGGUAUGUGGCCUUGGCCUCGCUGUUCUUCAUCCUUCUCUCGAUCUCCACCUUCUGCUUGGAGACCCAUGAGGCUUUCAACACCAUCUACAACAAAACAGAGAAUGUCACUACUGGCAACGUAACACAUGAGGAGAUUGUAUAUGAAGUUGUGACAGAUGGCUGGCUGACAUAUGUGGAGGGUGUCUGUGUCAUCUGGUUCACCAUUGAGGUGGUGGCCCGGGUCAUCUUUUGCCCUGACAAGGCAGAGUUCUUCCGUAGCACCCUUAACAUCAUAGACUUUGUGGCUAUUGUUCCCUUUUACCUGGAGGUAGCACUUAGUGGCCUAUCCUCUAAAACAGCCAAAGAUGUGUUGAGCUUCCUACGUGUGGUACGUUUUGUCCGUAUCCUGCGUAUAUUCAAGCUAACCCGCCAUUUUGUCGGUUUACGGGUUUUGGGCCACACUUUGCGGGCAAGUACCAAUGAGUUCUUGUUGCUAAUCAUUUUCCUGGCGCUGGGCGUCCUCAUCUUUGCUACUAUGAUCUACUAUGCUGAACGUAUUGGAGCUGACCCUAAGGAUCCAACUGCUGCAGCCCACACCAACUUUAAGAACAUUCCCAUUGGCUUCUGGUGGGCUGUGGUGACAAUGACUACUCUUGGAUAUGGAGAUAUGUAUCCGGAAACAUGGUCGGGAAUGCUAGUGGGUGCCCUAUGUGCCUUGGCUGGUGUGCUAACCAUUGCUAUGCCUGUGCCUGUUAUUGUCAACAACUUUGGGAUGUACUACUCGCUGGCCAUGGCAAAGCAGAAGCUUCCAAAGAAAAGGAACAAGCACAUCCCAAGAGCGCCACAGCCAGGAAGUCCUAAUUACUGCAAGCCAGAUGCUCUGGCAAUGGCAACUGCUUCUCCACAUAGAUUAAUGGGCAAUGUAAUUGGGCCAGGCUUGGUGGAAUCUGGAAGCAUGAUAGGUACUGGAGACUGUCCAUUGGCACAGGAAGAGAUCAUUGAAAUAAACAGAGCAGACUCUAAGCAGAAUGGUGAUGCAGCUGCCAAUGCAGCAGCUCUGGCCAAUGAGGACUGUCCUACCAUAGACCAGGUUCUUGGGGAUGAGCGCAGUCCAGUCACUGGAGGACUUGGCUCUAACACCAGCCGUGAACGGUACCCACACGACCGUGCCUGCUUUCUUCUGAGUGCUGGGGAGUUUCAGCGAACCACAGAUGGGAACGUUCGGAAAGUCACAGGCUAUGAGAAGUCACGCAGCCUAAAUAACAUUUCCGGGAUGACGGGGGGUCCACUGCGACUCACUCCAAUCACCAACUCCACCUUCGAGACCUUUGAGCCGUCUGGCCUCAGGCGAUGUCACUCCCCCAUCCCAUCCAUCUUGUAGCUCACCCAAAAAGAGAAGACUACAUGCAAAUAACACAAAAGCAAUAACAUUGAAGAAGUGCUAUUUAUAAGCUGUUCUUUUGUGCUUCAUUGCAUUCUCUAAAACUUUUGUGCCAGAAAUCCUUAAUUAUAGAGAUUAGCUAAAUCUAAGACACACAAAAAAGAACAUUUUGCAAUUGCAUUUGGAAAUACAACAAUUUCCACAAACAGACUUUACCUACUAACAGGUCUUGGUUAGUUAAUACUGAGAAUAACUUAGUUGUCUAGUUACCCUAUACUAAUCCUUGCCUGUUGCUGAUUGCCCUGUCACUUUAAUGUUUUAAUUCAAUGCUAAAGAGUAGCUGAGAAGAAAAAUAAUGCUAAGACUUCAGCAAACACAAUAACUGUGGUAUUUAAACUGUACAUUUUUAAAUAACUGCAUAUAGAAUACCCAUUAGUAAACUAAAUAAAGUAAAAGCAUUUAGUCAUACAUCCUCAAAACUCAGCACCUUAAAAACACCUAGCUGGCGGAGUUAAUUUUUUCUUCCUAAUAUAAAACUGCUGUAAACUGAGAGGCCGGAGGGAGAUUUGAUCAACUAAAAGCCUCCACCACAAGCUUGAGCUCUGCUUCUACUUCCUCCCCAUUUCCUCUGUAGGUGUAAUUGAUAGCUGCUUCUCUAGAGUCCCAAACUCUGAGGGGUGUAAAAUAUCUCUAAGUUAGAAGUUGUAGAAACUAAUAUAUUGUUAGUCAUAUGAGGUCUUACAAAGAUUCCAUAUUGAAUCAAGCAAUAAAUAAUUAAUGAGUAAGGGUAUUAUGUUUUUUCUUCCAAAGUGUCACAAGCCAAUAGUUGUUGGGAAUCACUGUCAAAAGGGAUUAACACUGUAGAGCUGGUGCAUGUAACAUUCAUUUUAUUCACUUGGGGAAAAAUGAAAGCAAACGUGAUCACAACAUAUGAACAUGUUUAGGUUGGCCUUCAUUGUAACAACAGAUUUCUUCCAGAAUUUCACCCACCAUCUGCUGUCCUCUCACCUGAGCUCUCCUCCAAACACUGAGCUGUAAAACCUGCUGGUAUUUCUUUGUAAAUCUGUGUUGUCAUACAAUGAUUAGUUUAGGUUUCAAAGAGUGAGAAUGUGGGUGGAUCUUUCAUACAGUAUAAGGAGUAUAUUAGUCAAAUCUGCUGUUAAUCCAAGAUACAUGCCAUAUGGAAAACUUUUUAAGAUUAUAAAAUCAAGUAAUGUUUAAAGCUAAUUGGUCAGUUUUUGAGUUUGGAGAUAAAGUAUAGUUUUGGUUAAAACAAGCAAAAGGGAGAUCAGAGUUUUUUUCAUGCAGUUCUCUUACAUCUUCUGUUUUGUGUUGUAGUUUAACACUUUCAGUGCCAGGCAGUGGAAGCAGAGUCUAGAUUUGUGGUUCAGGAUGGAUCCUGUGUUGAAGCCGUCAGCGUAAGUUUGGAAGUUAACAACAGAAGCCAGUGGUGGCCAUGGUUACCCUUGACUUUAACUGACUUUAUGUUAUGUGUUCAGUACAUGAUGACAUUUUCAGAUACUGCAGCUCAGCAUCAGGAUGAGAAGCUGGGUUUUCCUCAGGUCUGAGUUGAUUGACAUUUCACUUACCGCCACUGCCAUCCAUAGCAUUACUACUUGAAUCUGCAAUCAGAAUCAGUAUUUUUUAGUUUUCUCCCUUUUUGGCUUCUCUGUCUUUCCCUGUUUUUACCCCAAACUUUUCCCCAAACCCCACCCUCCCUCUUUUGUCUGUCCAUCUUGUCUUUUUUUUCGGCUGCGACUGCUUAGUCGGAGGCACCAUGAAUGGCUACUGGAGUGACAGCCCAUGGUAGAAGAGCAGACGCCAAAUGCCAGAAAAGAAGAAGGGAACAACGAGGAGGAAUAUUGAAAAAUGGCUGAGAUUAAAAGGAUUGCAGAGUUUGCCCUGACCUGCAUCUACCUCUCAACAACGAUGCAUCCAUAUUUUCCAACCUGGAUUUGUUUCUUUUGCUUUUUUUAGUUUUAAAGAAAGACACCAAGAGAUAAAUGUUUUCACGUUUACUUUGGUAUUCAUUAGGAUUAAUCUGUCUCAGCAUCUUUGUCAUAAUUUUUCUCUAUAAAGACUUCUAAAGAUUAUGCUUUUUACACAAGAUUGUUGUGCAGAAAUUCUGCAACAGGCCAUGAAGUAAUGGUGAUGGAGGGAAGCUGAGCUGCCCAGACUCCUGCUCUUACAUUCAUCAUUCAUCACUUAUGCUGUUCUGGGAGAGAGAAAAUAAGGUUUUAUUAAAGCAAACAUUUGAUUACUUAUGAUUGAAUAGCUUUUAUUAAGGCAGGCAUCAGUGUUUGCUGGAUAUAUACCAUUUAUAUAUAUAUAUAUAUAAAAAAAAUAUAAUUUUCUUCCUUAUUGACACCUGAGAACACAGUUUAGGAUGAUUUGAUAAAUGCAGAGCUUGAAUUUAUUAAAGCAGAGCUUUUAUUAAAUGCAUUUAAUAUGCAGAUCUUGAAAAUCCAGUUAAAGCUGCGUACAGAGAUCAGAGCUACAGCUACAAUUUGAUUUCAACUUGUGAAGAAAAUGAGUUCAUGUGAUACAACCUCAAAGCUACAGACUCUGUUGCAGAGGACAGUUAAAAGUUAAAGGGCCACUAAUUCAACACUAACUGACAAAUAAAUAUUCCAUUACAAAACAUGGAACUACAAGCAGAAACAGGGACCCCUAAUGCUACAUGCAUUCAUUAAAGUAACAUCACAGCCAGUUGCAUCAUUUGACUAAAAAGGAGAAAUUGUGCAAGAAAAAAAGUUACUUUUUUAUAUACAUUGUAUGUUAAAGACAGACAUAUACAAUUCCCACUCUUCAUUGUCUCUUUAUGGUCAAAUGUUCCUUAUGACUGCAUCAGUCACUUUACCUGAGGGUUCUGCUUGUCACAACACUGUAAAUAUGUAGACGAUUUGCAUGGUCUUCCAACGCAAGCAGCAAGUACAGAUAUGUGAAUAAUAAUGUAAGAAAGCUCGGCAUUUUAGUUUAAAACAUAAGCAAUGUAUAUAAAACAUUUAGACUGCUGUAAGAGUGUGUGCGUCUGGACGCAUACACAUAGCAUACGUUGGCAUGCAGAACAAAGCUACUGUUAUCUCAGUGAAUGCAGGAAGAAACAGGAGGGGCUGAAAUGAUGCAUGUUGGUGGGAACAGAUGAACCUCGCUACUGUAAUGGGGACGGGUGAGGGAGGGACAGAUUAUUUUUUCAGGAAGGGAAGGGGAGCCAUUUCUAGUAACUGCUAUGAAGCUGCUUUGUUAUAGAUGUUGAGAUACUUCAUUUUUAUUUGCUUUUCUAUUCAAGAGAUGUUGAGAAAGCUAUGUAUUUUUCAGAUAUAUGCAAGUAGAAGCAGAAGUUGAACUAAUUCAGUGAAAAUAAAAAAUAUAAAAAAAUUUCUCAACUCCUCUGCUGCAAGUGAAAAAAGAAAACUCUCUCUUUCCAAGACUGCUUCUCACCAAAGUUUCUGCAUUCAUAGUUUGGACACAACAUUCUAACUGUUAGUCUGCAAUGCCCUGAUGUCUAUGGUGUCACUUAAACUGCAGUGAGUUCAGAAGAUAAAAGCAUCUGUAAGGAAAAUUAUAUUUCUAAUUAUUUUAAUGCAGAAAACACUAUAAGGGUGUAUGACUGUUCACUACUAUUUUGCCACAAUUGUAAUUUAACUUUUAAUUCAUGUUCCAGAAGUGAGUAUGUAUAAGAGACAGAAUUUAACUAAGAAGACAAAUAUCUGAAAUUAUGAAAUGAUUUCAUUUGACAUUAGAGUUUGUUGAGCUUCUUUCCAUUGCACAGUUUUUUUUUCAUUCAUUGACAACUCAGGUAUCUAUUUUCCACUACUUUCCUUGUGAUUCCUUUCUGCAAUGUUUUCCAACUUUAUGCAUUGUAUGUAUAGAAAAAAGAGUGGAGAAGAAGAAAUGAACUCUUUUGUGCAUGUUUCUACCACAUGCUCUGGUCACCUCGCUCCAAAAUGCUAUUUUACCUUCACUAUUCAAUUAUGUAUCCUGGCUCCUUGCUCCUUGUGACGUCCCCUUGCCUUCACAUCCCAAAUAAUAGAAGAUCACUUUUGUGAGACACCAGCCUUUUAUGCACAUAGUGCAAUUACAUAAAAUGGCUAAAUGAACUACUUUUUGCACAUGAAUAGAAAAAAUGCUGACUUAAAAGGGGAUUUAACUGAGGAGGAGACAGGAAAAGAAAAUAAGCUGAUGAAAAAACAGUGACAUGUUAUUGAAGAGGUAACACGGUGUAAGUGCUUUAAAUGAUGUGUUCUGAGUAGUCUAUCAACUGAGCAACAUCGAAGAGAGGAGAUGGAGAAGGAAAAGUUCUGGGCAAGACAGAAAAGUGUGAUGAAAUGAUGGAGGACAGAAAGAAACAGAGGAAAAUUCCCUUCAUCAUUGCUGAGCUUCUAACUCAACCAACACUUUCUCAUCAUGAAGAGGACAACAGUAAAUAUCUCCUGUGCUGCUGUUCGACUUCUUUCCUAAUAUUUUCAGUGCAGAAACUGAAAAAUUAUCAAGAGGAAAAAACUGAGUUUUAUGUUCUCACUACUUCCAUUAUCAUAUUCUACAGAAAAGAGGUAUGAAAUCCUUCCACCACUUUUGAAGCAAACGAAGCACAGAAGAAGCUUCACAAAUGAAUAUCAUGAGAGUUGGGUCAGGAGGUCACUAUUCCCACAGCUCCAUAUAAUUAUUGCUUUACAGAUGACAUAUUUUGUUUGAAGGAACUCCAGUCAUAUCUUUUGGUUUAUGUAGCUGUUAGAUCAGUUCAGCUCUACUGAGGACGAUAAAAGCUGAACUAAGCUUCCUACUGCUCCACUCACACUGAUCUGUACUCAGCUACCGGACCUACAAGAAAACAUUGAAGUCUAGUAGAUUUCAGAAAAUACAAGCCAUCUUUCCAAUCUUGCAGUGCAUUUUGAAUGUCUUGUUGACAUGUCCCUAAAGUCCUAAUGCUGUCCAUUUUCACCAACUUUGACAGAAUUUAACCAAAGACAGACACUUGGAUGGACAAAUCAGAUGGUACAAGCAGGAGCUCACUCAAAUUCUCAUGACAAGCAAGAGAGUCUUUCACUGAGGAUUAAGACUUAACUGGAUCAUUUUUGCUUUUUCCAACAUUAUGAUAUCUUUCCAUGCCACCUCCACCACCUUCUCUGCAACUCAGCAUUGAAGCUGCUCCUCAUUUCCAGAAAAUGUUGCAUGGCAUGAAUUGAAACAAUUUAAAACAGGAAAAUGCAAUCAGAGGAAUGAAUAAAAUCCAGAGAAUAGGUCAGUGGGUGAAAUAUUAUAUAUUUUUCCACUUAGUAAUUUUAGAAAAAAAUGCAUAUUUUGCCUUGAACCCCACGACUUGCUGUUAAAAUAAUAAGAAAAAAAAACAUAUCCUACUGAAAACAGCACUUUCUGGAGACACAAUGAAUGAAGAAGCACUUCUGUGUCCUUUUUUUUUCAAAUGAAGAGGAACAGAGAUCCUGCAGACCAUGCUCCUCCCGGAAUGUGAAAGAAGAUAAACUUUAAGACAGCAGGUUGUCAGCAAUAUUAGAACAUCUCUGCUAAGCUAUUCUAGGAACAGAAAUGACAAUGACUUUUUAAGACAUUGUUUACCAGCAUGAAUAUUUUGCAUGACUCCUGCAAGUCACUCUGAUCUCUCCUUAUGAAUAAUAAUUCUACAAAUUUAAGUGUGUUUACUUUAAACUGUGUUUAAAUGCCACAGACUGUACUGACAAAACAUUCAUUUUUGGAUGUAGUAAGAUCCCUAUGCUCAAAAAAUUCUGUGCUUGCUACAAAAAAGAUAGCUACAUCAUACAUGGAAACCCUUUUUAAAAAAUGCAAGUAUAUGUUCUAGUAUAUUAGAACAUUCUAGUACAUUCUUCUGUUUCUCAUACUAUUUCCAAUAUGGCUGCUUUUUUACUUCCUCCCCACAGCAGUUCUUCCUAUUUUUCUUCUUGUAGCUUUUACUCAAACUUUGAACUAUACAAUGGCAGCUGUGUGUGCCUGUGCCAGUAACCGAUGCAAACAUAUUUUAAACUAAACUGUGCUGUCACUGUUUCUGAGAGUCUGAGCUGAAAGUGUCUGCUGUCCCUUUAUGUGGUUCUUCCUGUCUGACCCUGGUAUCUAUGGUAUUAACCUGUUCCAUGUAUUUCCAAAGGGAUUUUUCCCACCACAGCUUUUCUGUUUGUUUAUUUGACAUUAUAAUAUGUCUUUGUCAGGUACUGGGAUGAAUAACUUGAGAACAAUAAUAACAAUAAUAUACGUUGUGCAAGUUGCAUAAAAAAGACCUUAAAUUAAGAACAAACACACAGAUGUAGGCAAUAUUUUAGGCAAAUCUAUGUCACAAAGCUGGCAUAGUAUUAACAUUUGAAACUUCUAGUUCAAAUACUUUUCCAGCCCUUCAGUUUUACUGCCAAAGUACACUACUGGCCAAAAAAAACAAAACAGUCACCUUCUGAAUCUAACUAAGCAAAAAGGUACGUUCUCCUGUUGGAUGAUUAGUGCAUGGGCAAUUAUGUUUCAGCUGGCAACGAGUAAUUUAACCCCAACUGGUGUAAUGAGUUGCUUCUCAUUUUAACCUGGAGAGACUCACACAGAGAAAAACAGCAAUUAGGAAGUUUUAUUGACUUAAAUGAAUUAAAGUUCCUUGGCAGUCGAACCCUGGCAGAAGACAUUGUGCUGUGAAUUGCAAUAAGCUUGGAUGAGCAUUAGCGAUGAUGAUUUGAGACGUCUUCCCCCAGGGCCCAUACACUGGAGGUUGGAAAAAGGAAGGUAGCCUGAAGGAGCCAGGAGCAGAGAGGUGGAGAAGGGGUGGAGGUGGACUGAGCAUGGCUGGAAAGCAGAUGGUAUCAUGGAUGAAGAUCCUCAUAAAUGGAUGAGUGAAUGAUGAUUGGCUAUGACGGGGCAUGGUCCAAUGCUAAUAGACUGUGGUGUAUGAACAACAGCCUAUCAGGUGGCUGACCUGUGUCAUCCACCUGCAAUUGGAUGACACAGGUGAGGCUGAAGAGUUUUUCUGUUUGAAUUUACGUCUAGGCUUCAUUUCUUAAACAACCACGUCUAAAGACACAUCCUGUGGUCGUGGAAAAGAUGUCAGUCUGUUUGAGAAGGGUCAAAUCAUUGGUAUGCAUCAAGCAGAGAAAACAUCUAAGGAGAUUUCUUAAACUACUGAAACUGGGUCAAGAACUGUCCAACGCAUUAUUAAAAACUAGAAGGAUAAUGGAGACCAAUUGUCUUCAAGGAAGAAAUGCGGCUGGAAAGAAAUCCUGAAUGAUUGUGAUCGGCGAUCACCUAAAUGUUUUGAUGAAAUGAAAUUAAAGAAAAACAGUAGAA